AUGGGCAAUAAUCUGGAUGAUUUUGACCUUCCUUGCAUAAACUCAGAUCAUCUCGAUUUGGGAGGUUGUCGUGAGUUACAAGAAGAAUCUUCCAUAGUUGUUGAAGAUGAUCAUCUGCGUGCCAAAGAUAAUCUCAAUCCUGAUCAGAAGUUUGCGUACGAUACCAUCGUGAGGCAUGUUGAUAGUAACUGUCCAGGAGUUUUUUUUGUUGAUGACCCUGGUGGAACGGGGAAAACCUAUCUGUAUAAUACUCUACUUGCUGAGGUUCAUUCACGUGGGCAGAUUCCCAUUGCGACCGCAUCUUCUGGGGCAACAGCUAAUAACAUGCCUGGAGGAUGCACAGCUCAUUCGAGAUUCAAAAUUCCUCUAAUCCUGAAUAAUAACUCUCUUUGCAACAUCAGUAAACAAAGUGGUACUGCGCAGCUACUUCGUCAUGCCAAACUCAUCAUAUGGGAUGAAGCCUCGAUGGCUAAGCGACAAGCGGUGGAGGCAUUUGAUCGAACAAUGCAAGAUAUAAUAGGCGUAAGGCUGCCAUUUGGGGGGAAGGUAAUGGUUUUUGGAGGUGACUUUAGGCAGGUGUUGCCGGUGAUCAAAAAAGGAACCCGCGCACAGAUUGUAGACUCGAGUCUGCGGAUGUCGCCUCUUUGGCCUGGGAUAACUAAGCUGCGUUUAUCUGUCAACAUGAGAGCACGGACGGAUCCAUUGUUUUCAGAUUUUCUUUUAAGAGUCGGCGAUGGGGAAGAAGACAUGAUUGACGGCAACUUCAUUCGCAUACCUGAUGAGAUGACCAUCCCAUACACUAUCGAGUCCGAGACCAGAUCGAAAGAGGACUUAAUAAGUGCCAUAUUCCCAUCCAUUGAAAUGAAUGGGACUUCUUCAGAGUACAUAAUUUCCAGGGCAAUACUAUCAACUAAAAAUGAAAAUGUUGAUGAGAUAAACGAUGAGUUGAUCAGUAGAUUUAGUGGGCAGGAGCGAAUAUAUUACAGCUUUGAUGAGGCGGAAGACGAUGUUAACAACUACUAUCCGGUUGAAUUCUUAAUUUCUCUUAGUGUUGCAGGUUUGCCCCCUCAUCGUCUACGACUCAAAAUCGGGUGCCCAGUUAUACUAUUGCGUAACAUCGAUCCAUCCAACGGACUUUGUAACAGAACACGAUUGAUAUGCAGAGGUUUUCAACGAAAUGUCAUUGAUGCGGAAAUAGCGGUCGGGCAACAUGCCGGUAAAAGAGUUUUCUUACCAAGAAUACCCAUGUGUCCCUCUAAAAAUGAUAUGUAUCCCUUUAAGUUGAAGAGAAAAUAG
Erigeron canadensis is the source of this 1296-nucleotide messenger RNA. RefSeq names its product ATP-dependent DNA helicase pif1-like. The transcript has a single exon. NCBI's taxonomy places the organism in Eukaryota, Viridiplantae, Streptophyta, Magnoliopsida, Asterales, Asteraceae. Gene Ontology annotation, molecular function: DNA helicase activity. The record is from RefSeq and is a predicted model, not a curated record. Gene Ontology annotation, biological process: telomere maintenance; DNA repair. The coding region runs from base 1 to 1296 and encodes 431 amino acids.